Terrapene triunguis (Three-toed box turtle) is the source of this 1434-nucleotide messenger RNA. It is a transcript of the gene NIPAL1, whose product is annotated as NIPA like domain containing 1. The record is from RefSeq and is a predicted model, not a curated record. Gene Ontology annotation, biological process: magnesium ion transport. Lineage: Eukaryota; Metazoa; Chordata; Testudines; Emydidae. Gene Ontology annotation, cellular component: membrane. The coding region runs from base 1 to 1434 and encodes 477 amino acids. The transcript is spliced from 7 exons. Gene Ontology annotation, molecular function: magnesium ion transmembrane transporter activity.
AUGCUGAAGGAGGAUAUGAAGAAGGUUGGUGUCAGCUUGGAAGCACACUUGACAGAAAUGUUUGGAAACAAAGAACAAGAGCUGCCAACCCCAAUUGAUGGGAAAAAACAAAGCAUUGAGAAUGUGCUAGGAACUCUACAAAACAUAGAAGAACUUUCAGUACCUGUCCCCCACAUAGUCCCUGAUCUUGCAGAAAUGUACAAAUCUAAGGCCGCAACCUUGGAAAGUGCUGUUCUUUCUUUGGUUUGCCGUGACUCUUAUGAAGCAUGGUGCCAGAUCAUCAAUGUGUCAGAAACACAGGCCCCUUUCUUUACCUAUCCAGUCAACCAUUCCAAUGAAACAAACCUGAGUGUUUCCACAUCUGCGGGAAGCAAAUAUAGGCUCUAUGUGGGUGUGGCCCUGGCAAUAAGUUCCAGUAUUUUUGUUGGCUCCAGCUUUAUACUGAAAAAGAAGGGCCUUCUGCAACUGGCUGACAAGGGAGUCACCAGAGCUGGACAGGGUGGAUAUUCUUACUUGAAGGAAUGGCUCUGGUGGGCAGGAUUACUGUCAAUGGGAGUAGGGGAGGCUGCCAACUUUGCUGCCUAUGCCUUUGCACCUGCAACCUUGGUUACCCCAUUGGGUGCACUGAGUGUUCUUAUAAGUGCAAUAUUGUCUUCCUAUUUUUUAAAUGAAAAGCUGAAUGUUCAUGGGAAAUUGGGCUGCAUAUUGAGCAUUUUGGGGUCAACGGUGAUGGUUAUUCAUGCCCCUGAAGAAGAGGAGGUCACUUCUUUAGAUGAAAUGGAAAUAAAACUGAAAGAUCCAGUGUUUAUUGCAUUUGCUGUGGUUAUAACUGUGGUCUCCCUGGUGCUGAUCUUUGUUGUGGCUCCAAGGAAAGGUCAGACGAAUAUACUGGUCUACAUAUCAAUUUGUUCAGUGAUUGGUGCCUUCUCUGUCUCAUCUGUCAAGGGCCUCAGCAUUGCCAUUAAAGAAAUACUGGAGCAGAAGCCAGUUUACCAACAUCCACUGGUUUAUAUUUUGGUGGGGACUUUAGUGCUGUCAGUCAGCACCCAGAUCAACUAUCUUAACAAAGCAUUGGACAUGUUUAAUACAUCUCUCGUGACACCUAUUUAUUAUGUGUGUUUCACUACUACAGUUGUUACAUGUUCCAUCAUCCUGUUUAAAGAAUGGAAUAGCAUGGACCUGGGUGAUAUCAUUGGCAGCCUCAGUGGAUUCUUCACCAUAAUCAUAGGCAUUUUUCUUUUGCAUGCUUUUAAAAGUACUAAUAUCACCCUAAAGCAAUUGACAUCCACGGCUAUAAAAGAACCCUCAUUGCCUCUGCAUGGAUAUGAUGCUCAUCAUUCUUUAUUGGAGAACAUGGAGAGCCCAACCUUGGCAUAUGAGGAGGACAAUCCUUUGUUCAGACGAGGAAAUGCACAGGGAGCUAUUUGCCAUUAA